Molecule: messenger RNA, 995 nt
Organism: Erigeron canadensis
Lineage: Eukaryota; Viridiplantae; Streptophyta; Magnoliopsida; Asterales; Asteraceae
Product: transcription factor MYB14-like
Exons: 3
Coding region: 77-841 (254 amino acids)
Source: RefSeq, a predicted model, not a curated record
CACCUCACCUCAACUUGAAGAACUCAAGAUAUAUAUAUAUAUCAAAACACACAAAACUUAACAUUUAAUAACAAAAAUGGUUAGAGCUCCAUGUUGUGAUCAAAAGAUGGGUUUAAAGAAAGGCCCAUGGACUCACGAAGAAGAUCAAAUCCUUAUCAAUUACAUUAACCUUCAUGGCCACCCCAAUUGGCGUGCUCUUCCUAAACUAGCUGGUUUAUUGAGGUGUGGGAAAAGUUGCCGGCUAAGAUGGACUAAUUAUUUGAAACCCGAUAUUAAAAGGGGCAACUUUAGUCGAGAAGAAGAAGAAACUAUCAUACAAUUACAUGCCGCUAUGGGAAAUAGAUGGUCAGCUAUUGCUGCAAAGUUGCCAGGACGAACAGAUAACGAGAUAAAAAACGUGUGGCAUACACAUUUAAAGAAGCGAGUAAACCCUAAACCUAAUAAAAACACAUCCAAAGUUCAACAAAAUGUUGAAGAAUCUAAAGAGGAUAAUUUAGAGAGCUCAGCCCCAUUCGACACAAAUUUGAGUACGCAAACGAGUUAUAACGAACUUGAUUCACCACAACCUUCAAGUACAUCUAUUUCAUCAUCAAUUACAACAAGCACUAAUGAUAAUGAUAACUUGUGGAUGGAGGAUAUGGUUUUUGACAACUUCCCGGAGAUAGAUGAUGAGUUUUGGUCGGAGGUAUUUUCGGGUGAGAAUUCCGGCGAGUUACCGGCGGAUGUUCAUGAAAACAUUAGUCAACUUCCAAGUGGAUGUGGGUAUGAUUCAAAUGUGCAUGAUGAUAUGGACUUUUGGUUCAAUGUGUUCACAAGAGGAGAGGAAUUGACACAUAUCUAAUAAGAUGACAAAAUGUCUUUCCUUUUAUUCUAAUUUGAUAGUGUAGUCUUGUUUUACACACAUUAUAGUUUCUAACAACACUAUUUGUGUUUUGUUUGGUCCAAAGCAACCAUUAUUCUUUGAUAAAAUACAAUAUAACAUUUAUAAUCCUAAA